Molecule: messenger RNA, 2435 nt
Organism: Amphibalanus amphitrite
Lineage: Eukaryota; Metazoa; Arthropoda; Thecostraca; Balanomorpha; Balanidae
Exons: 7
Coding region: 264-1403 (379 amino acids)
Biological process (GO): nucleolar large rRNA transcription by RNA polymerase I; transcription elongation by RNA polymerase I; RNA polymerase I preinitiation complex assembly
Cellular component (GO): RNA polymerase I complex
Molecular function (GO): DNA binding
Source: RefSeq, a predicted model, not a curated record
UUAAUUUUUCAGGGCAGGGCGGCCGCAUAAUUUUUCGCUGAAUGGUGGCCACCAUUUUUUUGGCAUGCUGGCCAAGCUAGCAGCAGAUUCACCCUGAGGGGGGCUCUGGAAAGGGUUUGGGACGAGAUGUCCCUCACCCCGGUUAUUGCCGUUGAGUGCUCCUAAUCGCGAGAUGUCCCAAGUUCUCAGCGAAGGAGCAGCUGCUCAGGGACACUUCCAUUAUUGUUAAUUAAUAAUUAGUAGGUGUGGAAGCAGGCACCAACAUGAAAGCAAUAAAGAGAGCAAUGAUUGAAGAUGUUGCAGAUUCAGAUGUUUCAGCAAGGGCAAAUUUACCUAAACUUGUCACGUUCGCCAGCAGCGACAACGUGCCCGGGGGCGCCAAGUUUGCCUCGUUUCGUAACACGGAGGACGGCUCCCUGCUGCUGACCGCCAACACUGACCGUCUGAGUUACGUCAACAAAUCGCAGCCCGAGCAGCUGAUGCUGGCCGUAGUCAGUAAAUCCACAGGGAAGGCGCGCCUGGUGCCGCUGCAGUCCUUCCACCUAUCCCCGGCCCUGGAGCCCGCGGCGGCCGAGCCGGAGGGUGAAGAGGCUCCCCAGUACACCUGGACAGACGUGGGUCGGGCGUUCGGUCUGGCACGCUGGCAGAAGCAGCACCAGCGCAGCACGCGGCUCGACGUGGGCAGCGGGUCCCGAUCGGUGGCUCAGUCGCUAGAGGUGGCCAUGGACCACGUGAAACCGGCCCAGCCGCCGGCGGAGGGAGACGAAACGCCGACCGCUCCGGACGGCCGGAUGGAGACGGGGCUGGUGCCGCCGCAGAACUUGGAAGCCACAGAGCCGUCCGAGGUUUAUAACAGAGAGGACGUGGUGCCCGGAUGGCUCUACAAAAGACUGCAGAAUACGGCCGAUAAGUUUGACGAAGCGCUGAAGAAACUGGACAGAACCGACGAGUACCUGGUGACCCAAGCGGCGAAAUGGAGGGACUCUGACGAAGAUAAGUUCACUCUCACCAUGUACCUGUUCUACAUGGUGCGCCUGCUGCGCAACCUGCAGGACAUGUACGUCACCAAGUCCUGGAAGCGGCUGAUGAUUCCGGAGCCGGUGCUGGAGCACCUGCGAGACGCCUUCAUGGAGAGGUCCCACAACGGAUGGGACCGGUCGGAGCGCCUGCUGGACAAACUGGCCUGCCACAUCAUAGUGGUGUCCCUCUGGAUCCACGACUACACCAUCCGACUGGAGGAUAUCACUGGUAUCACCAGGGUCAAGCUGAAGAAGCUGGUUCAGUACUGCGCUCUGCUCGGUCUGACCGUGUCGUCAGGCGACAGGGCCAUGCUGAAGCUGCCACUGAAGGUGAAGGCGCCGCCAGUGACUUCGCGACGCACCAAGAGGGUAGCGGCCAUGUGAAAGAAGCGCCGAGCAUUUCGCGGUAGGUUCGCAGGCUGAAUGAUACCUCUGGAGUCCCGGUGAAUAUUGGGACGCCGUGAUAAUGUGAUGUCAGUGAAACUCGAGAGGUCCUCAACGAGUGUUGUUUUCGACAAAGUGUUCGUAUUUUUGUAGGUAGGUAUCUAAAUUUAUUACUGCACUUACCUGCAUUUGAAACGGAUCAAGACGAUCAUGAUCACGGCAUCACCGUGAAGUUGUCGUCUACUCAAUCGGUGGCUGUUGCGCGGCCGGCCCACCGUCCCGGCGUGCACUGACAGUUUUUGGCGCACUGACUGCGGUGACUGCGGCAUGGGCAGCGUAGCCGCUUGCACAUGCCGUGGCAGUUUGUUUAUUUGUUUAUUUCGAUUUAACACCUACGGACAGAUGCCCAGUAAUAUGUGCAGUCUUGUCAUAGAAGUACGGCCUGUUUCACUAGCCAUGUGAACUUGUUGCCCAUGAUGCGUUCAGGAUUACAUGUGUCGGUACAUAUUUCGAGAAUGUUCCGAGCGUCAACCCGUUGGCAUAGAAAAAGGUGUCUUCUCCUGGUUCACAAACGAUUAUAUUGUUAGGUCGACAGAAAUACCACGACGCAGGCUAGUGUUACUCCACCGGAAAGAAGUCAGUCCGCCUUUAAGUGCCAUCUGCGAGCGGGGAGACUCGUGUGCAGUCAUUCGAUCUGUCCCCUGGAGCUCUCAGUUGUCUGACCGGCCACUUGGCCCGUCUCAGUACCUACUCUCAAUCGUCCGACCGACACGAUCAUUGGCGGUGCGGUAAAGGCUGGAGUCGCCUGGUGGAAUAAGCUGCGGGCUCUGUGCGUCCAUAGUUAGCGUCGAAGUCUAAAGAUCAGUGUCUUCUGCCGGUCUGUCUAAGCUGCCUGGUUCAACGACCGCGCGUUUUUCGUAUUCCGCCGUCUGGGGCUAUUGGCUGUGGCUGUGCAGUGUUGUUUUUGUGGUGUGUCUGGGUGUUUCUUGCCUGGGGUCCGAAAAUGCUGAAAUACGAUUUCUAUGAAAAUUU